AUGAACUUCUCGAGUUUAUUCAAAUCGUUCUCCAAUUUCCAAUUCCCAUAUACUAUCGAAGAUAGACCUAUACAUGAAACACCGUUGUGGCAGGUAUUCCAUGGGACGAGAAAAUCUGAUUCUCUACCAGUCACUAUCUUUAAAGGAAAUAGGACACAUGAAAAUGAAAAAUUAAUUUUGAAUGCAGUUCAUAAAUCAAAAGUUUUGAAGAUCCCUGGUCUAUGUAACGUUUUGGAAACUUUUGAUUCAGAUCCGCAAUCGACUUUCAUUAUAACUGAACAUGUUAUCCCUUUCCCAUGGGAUAAACUCUCAGAUUUGAACCAAAAUAAACAAUCUAUCCAAUUAGGUAUUUCUCAAAUUUUGAAUACUAUGAAAAUUUUAAACACUUUUGUAUUGGGGACUUUAACCAUGUCUAAUAUUUAUUUGAAUACUAAAGGUGAAUGGUUAAUAUUUGGGUUAGAACUUUGUGUUAAGAAAAGUGAAUUCGAUGCAAAUAAAUUUAUUAGCUCCUUGGAAUUGUAUACUCUAAUGGCAAAAGAUGGUAGAAUGCCAUCUCAUAGGGGAAAAAUGAUUGAUAUUGACUCAACAUUGGUAUCUAAAUUAAUAGAGAAUGUUUUAGGAGAUUCCCAACCAAGAGACUGGCAACCAUUAACGACAUCUCUUUCCAAGGGUCAGAUAACGAUUACUGAAUUUGUAGAAAAGUUGCAUGAUACUCAAUCGUGGUUUGCUAACCCAUUAAUUUCAUUAUAUGAAGAAUUUAAAGAGUUUCAUAUUAAAGAUCCAGAAGGUAAAUUGGUGGUUAUGACAGAUGUUGAAAAUCUUUUCUUGGAUUCCAAGGAUUCCUUUACAAACUUGGUUCCUGGAUUUCUGGAAAAUUUGAUUAUUCCUGAAUUAUCUAAUAUGAUUGGAUUAUUAAUGGCCCCGGCUACUAAUUCACCAUUUUCUUCACCAAUUGCAACCAAUAAGUUAAUCUCUUUUAUUGCCAUUUUACUAAGUUUGUCAUUUGAGAACAAAAUCUUUAAUAAUAACUUUAAUGAAAUUAUCUUUUUGAGUUUCAAAUUACAAGAUAGACAAAUCAGAUUUUUAUUAUUAGUUUAUUUCCCAAAGCUAAUGAAUUUGAUUUCUGACUCAGACGCUUCCAAUAAGAUAUAUCCACAUUUCAUACAGGGUUUAACAGAUUCAGAUUCUCUACUACGUUUACAAACUUUAAAAUCCAUUCCAUUACUUACACCCAAAUUGACAGAAAGACAAUUAAAUAAUGAAUUAUUAAGAUAUUUAGCUAAGACGCAAGUUGAUCAAGAUAUAGAAAUUAGAACGUGGACCAUCGUAAUCCUAACUAAGAUUGCUUCAAGUUUGGCUCGUUCCACAAGGUCAAACAUAUUAGCCACUGCUUUCACAAAAUCAUUAAAGGAUCCUGAUAUCAAGCCAAGAUUAGCUUCAUUAUAUGGAUUAGCUAAAUCCAUUGAUUUGUUUGAAGUGAAUACCAUUGCUAAUAAGAUCUUGACAGUUAUUGCACCUGGGUUAUUAGAUAAGGAGCCCUUAGUUCGAUUUAAAGCCAAGAAUUUAUUCGAAAAAUAUUUAAAUAAGUUAGAAAAUGAGGCAAAAUUAUUACAAGACGAGAAUUUACAAGUCGAUAAAUCCAAAGACAUUGACUUUGAUAAGUAUGAAUCUGGUAUAAAUGUAUCUGAUUCUGACCAUGUUAAUGAUGAGAUGAUUACACAAUUUAUGAAUACUUUAAGAAUCCAUUCAUUGGAGACUAAUAAGGAUCUUUUACGUGAAAUCUCACAUAAUCAACAACGUAGAACUGAAUCAGCUACUACUAUUAAUAAUAAUAGCAAUGAUAUGAAUGACGCGUUUGAUUUUGACAACGAAGAUGAUGAUAAUGGAUGGAAUGAUUUCAAUGAUGAAACUGAUAGUACGGACGAUUUAACUAAUUCUCAAUUUUUUAAUAAACCAGUAAAGAUUACAAAGUCGUGGAAUGAUGAAUUGAAUGCUGACUCAAAGCCUUUUGUCAAGGAGACACCAAUGAGGCUACAUAUAAAAAGGCAACCAAAGAAAACUAAUAUUCUAAACGUCAAGACUACAAAGCCUAAAUCUGGCCCUAUAUCGCACAACGCUAAGGGAAAUGUACAUAUGCCGAUGGACAAAAGGAACGGAAAGACAAGUAGGUGGGAAGGACACAGUGCAAAGAUGACGAUGGGAUGGGAUAGUGGAUGA
Naumovozyma dairenensis CBS 421 is the source of this 2217-nucleotide messenger RNA. It is a transcript of the gene CEX1, whose product is annotated as COPI-interacting protein CEX1. The transcript has a single exon. Lineage: Eukaryota; Fungi; Ascomycota; Saccharomycetes; Saccharomycetales; Saccharomycetaceae. Gene Ontology annotation, biological process: tRNA export from nucleus. The record is from RefSeq and is a predicted model, not a curated record. Bases 1 to 2217 code for a protein of 738 amino acids. Gene Ontology annotation, cellular component: cytoplasm.